Messenger RNA from Cavia porcellus (domestic guinea pig), 2288 nucleotides. Its product is annotated as protein tweety homolog 3-like. Gene Ontology annotation, cellular component: plasma membrane. Gene Ontology annotation, molecular function: intracellularly calcium-gated chloride channel activity; volume-sensitive chloride channel activity. The record is from RefSeq and is a predicted model, not a curated record. The coding region runs from base 1454 to 2185 and encodes 243 amino acids. NCBI's taxonomy places the organism in Eukaryota, Metazoa, Chordata, Mammalia, Rodentia, Caviidae. The transcript is spliced from 8 exons.
UUCACUGUUUUUUUUUUUUUUUUUCCCCCUUUGCAGUAUGGGGAAUCAAUUCAGGGGCACUCUCCCACUCAGCCACUUCCCCAGCUCUUUUUAUAUGAUUAUUAUUUUUUAACUUUAAGACAGGGUCUCAACUGGUGGGAUUCCUUGGUGGAACUCCUUCUGCCUCUGCCUCCCAGAUUUCUGGGAUUACAGGAGUGCGCCACCAGGCCCAGCUGGCUUAUUUAUUGUAAGUGCAUCUCUCAAGUGUGUCUGGCUUACAAGUUCUGCUACUCUUUAUGCUUAGUCUGUAGUGGAAGAGACAACAGAAAAAACAGUUGCUUCAACUCUGUGCAUUUUUUAAAAUUUGGUGCUAUUUUACCCUUACAGAACUUAUAUGAAAGUAUUAAGAAUGAACCCUUUAAGAUCCCAGACGAUGAUGGGAAAGAUCUGAUAUAAAUGUUCUUUAACUUGAUGGGGAAGGCUGGCUCCUGAAGCUGGGUGAGCCUGCUGUGUGUGCCCUGUCCACAGCCCCCAGCCCGCCUGGCAGCUCCCUGGUCUCCCUCCUGCUCCUCAUAGCAGAGGCCCCUAUGCACAAGGCAGAAACGUAAAAAAGAGUGCAGUUGAACCAGAGCCCACUCUAAGCAGCCACACAUCCCAGCACCAAUGGCUGUUUCCCUGAACAGUGUCCUUUCUAAGCAAGCCAUGGGCUCAGUGUCUAUGGCAGGGACUUCACAACCCAUCCCAGAAAACUGCUGAGUUAGUGUCCACCUAAGUGCAGGGCAGUUUUCUCUGCAAGAAGCAAGUACAUUUACCUCCAAAGAACCUGUGUGCCUUCCUCUUGGUUUGGUGUGGCUGUGAUUUUUGAUGAGUGGUUUAAAUGUGCCUUCUUGUUGUUUUCCUUCUGCCUGUGGCUCCCACCUUUCUGUUCUGUGACAGGCUGUCCCUGCUUGUCCUGCGUUAGGAGGUAGGUACCCAGUGGCUUCUCUCCCUUCCCCAGCAGCUCAUUCCAAGUCUUCAGCUGCCUGUGGCUGCCUCUCCUGGGAGCCAAGCUCUUGACUGCCCCUCCUGCCCCUCUCUGGACCCCAUCCCUGUUUGUGCCUGGCCCACACCCACAUGCACCCACAGGUGGCGGGGCUACCUGGACCUGCUGCUACUCAGUAUCAUCAUCUGCCUCCUCGUGCUGGUGGGCCUCAUCCGCAGCUCCAAGGGCAUCCUGGUCAAGUGAGUCUGGAGGUGAGGUGUACUUGUGGGAGGGAUGGGUUGAGCACCUGAGGUACUGUCUCCCCAUCAUGGGUCUGUGUGGGACUCAGAGGCCUGCCCAUGGUCUGCCCGAGGUCUACCCGAGCCUGCUCCAAGAUGCCCAGUCUGGGUUGCCUCAGAAAAGUCAAGAGAGCUGGAGCCACCUGCCUAGGUCCCCAAGUGCUGGGGAAACCAGGAGAUCAGGCCGGAGCUCCUGUGACCUCUGCCCGUGGACAUGGAGGAGGGUCUGCUUGCUGGGAGUGUUGGCCCUGGUCAUCAGCUGGGGUGCCCUGGCUUUGGAGCUAGCUGUAUCUGUGGUUCCAGCGACUUCUGUGUGGACCCUGACACCUACGUGACCAAGAUGGUGGAAGAGCACUCAGUGCGAAAUGGGGACAUUCUGCAGUACUACCUGGCCUGCUCGCCCUAUGCUGCCAACCCCUUCCAGCAGAAGCUGUCAGGCAGCCACAAGGCACUGGUGGAGAUGCAGGACAUUGUGGCCGAGCUUCUGAGGAACGUCCCCCGGGAGCAUCCCGCCACCAAGGACCCCCUGCUCCGUGUCCAGGAGGUGCUGAACGGCACGGAAGUGAAUCUGCAGCACCUCACCGCCCUGGUAGACUGCCGCAGCCUGCACCUGGACUACGUGCAGGCACUGACGGGCUUCUGCUAUGACGGCAUCGAGGGCCUCAUCUACCUGGCGCUGUUCUCCUUCGUCACAGCCCUCAUGUUCAGUUCCAUCGUCUGCAGCGUCCCACACACCUGGCAGCAGAAGAGGUGGGGGCCAUGGAGACCUGCUCGGCCUGCUGCUGGCGUGUUUCUGACCUUGGGGCCGGAGGGCAGAGCUGCGGGACCUGCUCAGAAGCACAAGCGCUGCCAGUGGCCAAGAGCCACACACAAGGUGAAUGUAUAUAGCAUGAGAGGUGGCCGCUGCCUGGAUGUGGCCGUGAGCCUGUUAUCUCAGGAGUCCUGAGAUAUUUUAUUUUUCUUGGCAAAUACUAAAAAUCUUCUCAAUGUAAUUUCUGUGGUUUCUAUUCAGCUUGGGUUUCAUGUUUUAAAAUAAACAUUUUAAUGAA